This is a messenger RNA of Aspergillus ochraceoroseus IBT 24754, 2597 nucleotides long. RefSeq lists its product as uncharacterized. Gene Ontology annotation, molecular function: RNA binding. The transcript has a single exon. Gene Ontology annotation, cellular component: nucleus. The record is from RefSeq and is a predicted model, not a curated record. Gene Ontology annotation, biological process: RNA processing. NCBI's taxonomy places the organism in Eukaryota, Fungi, Ascomycota, Eurotiomycetes, Eurotiales, Aspergillaceae. The coding region runs from base 97 to 2520 and encodes 807 amino acids.
UUACAACUCUUUCAGCAAAGGAAGCUUAAGUCGGCUUUUCCACUCGCUUGUGACCGUUCUCGACAAUUUCCUUGCUGCCUCUGCAGCGUCGUCACUAUGGCUGACGAUUCCAAACCCAAGGGAUUCCCCGAUAUCCCGUCAAAGCUGUCUGCGCCGCCCAAAAAGUCCCUCUUCGAACGCCAAAAGGCUGAAGCCGAAGCCAAACGCGCCCGCGAGCGCGCUGAGACGGCCGCUGUCUACGAGGACUUUGUCAAAUCGUUCGAAGAUGAUUCUCCAGUACCUGAGCGACUAUUGACGGAGGGGAAGCCGAACAGGUUUGGGAAUAGAAACCCCGCCUUCGGAGGCCCUGCAAAACGGCAUUUCACAAGCUCAGGUCCGCGCGUGAGCGGCCCUGGGACUUUAGGACCGCCCGCAUCAUCGCUUUCUCGCAAACGCACUCACGAAGGCUUCCAGCCGCUACAUCGAAAUCGAGACUCUGCUCAGGGCGUUCUAGGAUUUGAGAACACUGCCUCCAUUGCCUCAUCCACCGCAUCGGCUUUUCGAGUAUCGGACGACGAGGACGAGGGAGCUGCUGAGACAAAGGAGGCUGAGAGGGCUGCGGCCAAACCAACACUAUAUCUUGCUUCCUUGCCACCAGGAACGUCGCCCUCUGUCAUAAAGUCUUUGAUUCCGACAGUUCUUAAUGUCGACAAUGUCAAAUUUCUACGACCGUCUAGCCAGUCUGCGACUGAUCGGAAAUCCGUAUCCGCCAUUGUGACUCUCGCGAACGAAUCUGCUGCCUCUGAUAUUGACAGUGCCGUUAGCGCCCUUCAAAAUAGAUAUUUAGGCUGGGGUUAUUAUUUGUCAAUUUCCAGACAUCUCUCCUCUGCUGCAAUAGGUUCUGCUGUGCCAGUCGGUCUCUCAUCCACAAGUUCUCUUCCAUUCGGUGCAAAGGUAAUUGCCCCUGAUGUUGGGGGGCGAUUAAAUCGGGCUCCGCCGCCUAGCUUGCACAGGGGUGGGUUCGCACCUCCAACCUCAUACGGACCAACAUACGGCGGGGGCGGACCCUCCACUCAAGUUGAGGUGAAGGCACCUUCCGACCUCAAGCAACUAAAGCUAAUACACAAGACCUUGGAAAAUCUGUUGAACUAUGGUCCAGAAUUCGAGGCCCUUCUCAUGAGUCGUCCUGAAGUUCAAAGACAAGAAAAAUGGGCCUGGCUUUGGGACGCAAGAAGUGCUGGUGGUGUCUACUAUCGGUGGAAGCUAUGGGAUGUGGUCACCAAUAGCCGUUCCAAGGGGUCUCAAAGAGGAAGGUCACAACCAUCAUUGCCAAUAUUUGAAGGUGGCGCAAAUUGGGUGUCCCCAGAUGCAGGCCUGAAGUUUGAGUAUACCACUCGUUUGGAUGAGUUCGUCUCUGACGACGAGUACGAUUCUUCAGAUGAAGAUAUGUCCGAUAUGGAAGACGAACGACGAAACCACGGUGGACCACCUGCUCCUGAGGGACCAGGGACGGGGAACGAAGGACUUGGAUAUAUGAAUCCACUUAAGAAGGCCAAAUUGGCCCAUCUCCUUGCUCGACUGCCUACAACUCAUGCAAAACUACGGAAAGGCGAUGUGGCGCGGGUCACCACAUUUGCCAUCGAACACGCGGGAGCAGGGGCCGACGAAGUCGUGGAAAUGAUCGUGUCAAACAUCCUGGAGCCAUUUGCGUAUACUGGGGCGAAUCCUGACCGCGAGCUAGAGAAAGGGCUUACCCGCAAAGAGCAAAGUGGGGAUGGCCCGAAUGCGGCGUCAAUAGAUGAUACAGCCAAGGAAACGCUAGAUACAUCUGCUGCGAAGCUAGUCGGCCUUUACAUGGUUUCGGACAUCCUCUCCUCAUCUGCUACUAGUGGUGUGCGUCAUUCCUGGAGAUACAGGCAACUCUUCGAAGCGGCGCUGAAAGCUCAUCACGUCUUUGAACAUCUAGGGAAACUCGAAAAGGAGUAUGGCUGGGGGCGGUUAAGAGCAGAGAAGUGGAAACGCAGCGUCGGUUCGCUUCUGCAUCUCUGGGAAGGAUGGUGUGUCUUUCCGCAGUCAAGCCAGGAACAUUUCUUCGAAGUAUUCGAGAAGCCGCCGCUUACAGAUGGGGAACUACGAGAGGAGAAAGAGAAAGCAGACGCCGAACAGGCAGCUGCUGCAUUCUCAAAGAACAAAAGCCGCUGGAAGGCGGUGGAUGAAGAUUCAUCCACUGCGCGAUUCGACCCAAGCCGGCCUACUGAAGUCAAACCCGCGCAAAUGGACAUGAAUCAGGCAGAAGCAGGGGACAUGAAUUUGGACGGAGAGCCAAUGAGUGAUAUCGACGGCGAGCCAAUGGAGGACAGUGACCUUGAGGCUCCAGAUGGUGAUCCCCUAGAAGAAAAAGACGCAACGCCGUAUGAGGAGCAACCCAAGGGGCAACCUGAAAAACAGCCUGAAAAGCCUCCCUCGCCACCCGCUGGGGCAGCUCGCAAGCGGGCUCGACCUAGAGCAGAGGAUAUGUUUGCAGAUUCAGACUCAGAGUAACAAGGAAGGCUCCUAGGGGGGUGUAUUAAAAUAAAUUAUUAUGUACGAUUUGAACCAAGCGAUGCAGCAAUAAUGAC